CGCAGCUCCGCCCCAGUCAGGCCCCUGUCUACUCACGCGUUCUGUGCCUCUCGCCCUGUGGACCCUGCUACCCUGCUUUGCCACUGAGUGUGUGCUCGAUCGUCCAGACCCGACGGUGACACCAUGUUGGGCAUGAUCAGAAACUCACUGUUCGGGAGCGUGGAGACAUGGCCUUGGCAGGUUCUGAGCACCGGGGGCAAGGAAGAAGUCUCCUAUGAGGAAAGAGCCUGCGAAGGGGGCAAGUUUGCCACUGUGGAAGUGACAGACAAGUCUGUGGAUGAGGGUCUCCGGGAAGCAAUGCCCAAGAUCAUGAAGUAUGUGGGUGGCACCAACGACAAAGGAAUUGGCAUGGGCAUGACAGUCCCUAUUUCUUUUGCCGUGUUUCCCAAUGAGGAUGGCUCCCUACAGAAGAAGUUGAAAGUCUGGUUCCGGAUUCCAAACCAGUUUCAAAGCAGCCCUCCGGUUCCCAGUGAUGAGGGUGUCAAGAUCGAGGAGCGGGGCGCCAUCACUGUCUACUCCACGCAAUUCGGUGGUUAUGCCAAGGAAGCUGACUACAUUGCUCAUGCCACCCAGCUGCGUAACGCCCUGGAGGGCACGCCGGCCACCUACCAGGGUGACAUUUACUACUGCACCGGGUACGACCCUCCCAUGAAGCCCUAUGGACGUCGCAAUGAGGUCUGGCUUGUGAAAGCAUGAGUCAGUGAACGAACUGAGAACAUUCUGGAAGGGUGCCUCUGUGUCCCCUGACUUGGGGUCAAGAGGGCAGGGACUCUUCCAGUUCCAGCUUUCCUUCAAAACCCCUCACUGCCAGGUUUCUGAAGUAAGCCAAGACUGGCAGCAUCGUUCUUGUUGGGUUAGAAAAUUCUCUGGCAGAUCAGAAAAAUCCCGGCGGCAUUUUGUCAGCCAUCUGGGUCACUGAAGACCGGUUUUUUAAAAAUUACCGAAGUUGUAUUUUUGUUAGUGAGCGAACAUGUGGUGUAUGCAUGAGCUUUCGUCUGUGGUUCUUUUGAGAAUCUUGUCUAGAAAGAAGCCAAAAAUACAAAUCUUUGACUUAAGCAGCA
Acomys russatus (golden spiny mouse) is the source of this 1061-nucleotide messenger RNA. It is a transcript of the gene Hebp1, whose product is annotated as heme binding protein 1. NCBI's taxonomy places the organism in Eukaryota, Metazoa, Chordata, Mammalia, Rodentia, Muridae. The coding region runs from base 124 to 696 and encodes 190 amino acids. The record is from RefSeq and is a predicted model, not a curated record. The transcript has 4 exons.